CAUCCCGUCGCGCGACCGGCUAACGACCCCCCGCGACGAAAAAACCGCUCGCUCCGUCGUCGUCGUCGUCGUCGUCGUCUCGCCCGGGACGAAGAAUCGCUGCUCGGAGAACACGCUUCGCUCCGAUCGGACUCGAUCGCCGGGGAGGGGUUCCGGGUUCGCCGGAGCGGAGAUCGAUCGCGCGGAUUUUAGCUCCCGGAUCCCGAGCCACCCUCUUUCAUGCGCGCGUUCUCCCGAGGGUGUUGAUCGAUGGAGAAUUCGGCGGAUGUUUGCGACCGGGAGGAAGCGUCGGCGGCGUCGUCGGCGUCGUCGUCGUUGACUCCGGCCAGCUCAGAUUACCGAUUGUUCGGUCGGCAAUCCACCAUCCACCAAUGUAUGGGCGGUGGAAUAGCUGCUGAUGUUCUAUUGUGGAGGCGGCGGCAUGUUUCUUUCGGCAUCAUUGUUGUUGCGACAGUUGCUUGGGUUAUCUUUGAAAGAUCAGGAUUGUCAUUCCUGUCAAUUUGUUCAGAUGUCUUUCUGCUACUAAUCAUAUCACUGUUCAUUCAUGCCAAUUAUGCUGUUUUACGGAAUAGACCGCUACCAGAAUUAUCUGAGCUAGUUUUCUCAGAGGAGAUGGUUACCAAUGUUGCAGCUUCUUUUCGGGUCAAAAUCAAUAGCCUGCUGCUUAUGGCUCACGACAUCACUCUUGGAAAAGAUUUUAGACUAUUUUUUCAGGUGGUUGUCUGUCUGUGGCUUAUAUCAGCAAUUGGUAGCUUCUUCUCUUUCUUCACACUCGCUUAUAUAGGUACUAUAAUAUCCGUCACAGUUCCUGCGCUGUACAGCAGGUAUGAGAAACAUGUGGAUAGGUUUUGUGGAAUGCUCCAUAGAAACUUUUCGAGGCAUUACAAAGUAGUAGAUGAGAGUUUUAUCAGCAAGCUCCCAAGAAGUUUAUCCAAGGACAAAAAUAUGUGAAGCUGAAGUUGAGUCCAAACAUCUGCCAAGCCAUCCAUGCCAAGAGCUUACUUCAAAAUUUAGGUGGUGUUUUGCGGAUUAAGGCUCCAUCAUUUCAACGGGGAGCAAAAUGUCACGUCAAUGUUGUUUGCCACGAAGAUGCCUCUGGCUGUUCCCUGGGACUUCAUUUCAUUAACCUCGGUUUUUCCUUGUCCUAUAAGAAUGCGAUCGGAUAGCAGCAGAAGCAGCAGUGUCAACCGCUUGUCUGAACUUAGAAAUACCGUUCAUCGACUUCACAAGUGACCGACCAAUUGUUUGUACUUGAUGAUUUCAUCAUUCCAACAUGUUUACACGCAGUCCUCUUGCUCUUUGGUGAAUGAAUGUUUCCACAC
Syzygium oleosum is the source of this 1322-nucleotide messenger RNA. RefSeq names its product reticulon-like protein B16. The coding region runs from base 250 to 951 and encodes 233 amino acids. Lineage: Eukaryota; Viridiplantae; Streptophyta; Magnoliopsida; Myrtales; Myrtaceae. The record is from RefSeq and is a predicted model, not a curated record. The transcript has 6 exons.